CGGGGCACAACACUGCCCGUAGGUUACGCCGCAGCCUCGAGGGCCGCAACCACCGAUUCCACGACGGCCAUCGCUUUCAGAUGAGAGGCUCACUUCAUCAAGCCUGCCCUGACUCCUCACCUUUGCCGGACCCGCGCCGCUGGGUGAAAUGCCAGCCCUGCUUCGCAUGUACCAUUCCCUCGAAUCCCACCGGAGGCACCGCACAACAUGGAUGAUCCCACGCUCCGCCGAAGCUCCCCUUCCGUCGCCUCCUCGACCCUGAGGGCCGACAGCCCCGUGCUUAAGGAGCUCUAUGCGCUCAUUGGCGACCUGGUCGAUGCUCUGCCGCAGAGUCCCACGCCCACCAACGCCGACGCCAUACAAACUCAGUGCAAUUGCCUUCGUCGAAUACGCCAGCUCCUCAUAGAUUCCGCCGAUUCCCGCCAGGCGAAAGAUGCCUUCCGCCAAGCCAGGGGCUUCCAUGUCUUAAUAGAUACGCUGCGCUCGGUGUCCGGCUUUUACGACCCCACGAAUUUCUCCAAAGACGACCGGACUGAGUUCUUCGAGUUGCUCAAGACCGUCCUCGCAGUGCUCUCCGAGGCUCUAGAUGGCCAUGCCGGAAAUCGCAGGUACUUUUUGCGGAAGGUGGACGAAAAUGGGUGGAGGGCAUUGGAACAAGCUCUUGCUAGUACCGGCGUGGGGGGCGGUGACCAGGAUAACAGCGCCUUUGAUGAUGCGGGGCAGGAGCAGCUCUUCGGAUGCUUGGUUGCAUUUGCUUUGGGCGAGGAAAACAUGACGCGGGUCUUCCGUGAUAUUACCAGUAUACCGGAGAAGGCCACAAAGGAGGAUUCGCGCCAGGAAGACAGCUGUGCUGUUGAAGAUCGCAGCAAGGACGCAAUUACAACAGGCCGGCCCGCAGAGGAUGUCCAAAUUGACAUACUGCGCAAGCAUCUGAAUGGCUUCUUCAGUGGGAACGAAGUUCUGCAGAAUCCUGAGAUUCUUCCUACAGUCAUCAACAUGUGGCUGAUGCUAUUCAGGGAGGGAAUAACUGGUUCCCGAUCACCGCCUCUUACGCAGGCAGUACUGUUAGUAUGGAACAACAUCAUCAGUAUGUCUGCACACAACAGACUGGCCGCUCACAGUACAGCUGUUCUCCAAACAAUGCUGCCUUUGCUCUUCGAUGGAGGAGAACAAUCACCGGAGAGAAGCAUUCUUCAGACACUCGCUGAAAAAUUGAUUGCUUAUGGUAUCAACGAGCUUGAGGACGCCCGCUAUCUCCUUCGUUUGGCAGCUGAAUCCGAAGAUGCCGCCAAUUUCGUCCUGAAAGGCAUCAAAUCAUCGCGGCAGCCUCCAUUCAUACAACUUGAUAUGUCAUUACACGGAUACAGUUCGGUAGAGCUGCGAGACCUUGGAAGAACGUUCCCACCCACCACGCCAAAUAGUGGUUAUACUAUCAGCUGUUGGCUGCGUGUGGAUAAGUUUGAUGAGGACCAUCAUACUACAAUUUUCGGGGCAUACGACUCGAGUCAGACAUGCUUUGUCCUUGUCUACCUGGAAAAGGGAUCGCAUAACUUGAUAUUACAGACGUCUAUGACGGCAUCUAGACCUAGCGUCCGUUUCAAGUCCACUGCUUUCAAAGAAGGAGUUUGGUAUCAUGUCGCCAUAGUGCACCGACGGCCAAAGGUAGUCGGCCUCAGCGUCGCAAAUCUUUUCGUCAAUGGCGAAUUCGCUGAGCAAGUCAAAUGCUCUUUCCCUUCGAAUCCUCCAGUUUUCAACAACAGCGCAGAUACUUUUGCUUCGUUCUCGUCUGCAAUCAUCAAGCAUACCCCUAUCGAGGCCUUUCUUGGUACCCCACAGACCUUCGCAUCCCGGCUUGGAAGGAACAUCAUUUCAACAAAGCUGUCAUUGGCCUCGUUCCAUUUGUUUCGAGAUAUUCUAUCGGAUGAGCUGGUUGCCGUGCAUCAUAAACUCGGUCCACGGUACAGCGGCAAUUUCCAGGAUUGUCUGGGGUCUUUCUUGACCUAUCACGCCUCUGCAGAGCUGAAUUUGUACAACGAGCUUCUACAUCCAGGUAAGGAAGAAAGAUCGGAGAUUUUAUCAGCAAUGCGUCACAAAGCAGGCGACAUCCUUCCGGAAAGUAAAAUCUUGUUCGGUAUCUCUCCAACAUCUGUGAUGGACGAUGACGACCGCAAUCACAUCGACGAGUCGGAAUUGACCAAGUCUCUUUCCAAAGAUGCAGCAAAGAACCUGCGCUACUACACACGAGCUGGCGGGAAUGCGAUUGCUAUCAACGCAGCCGUUCCCUCCAUUAACGGUGCCCUCUGUCAAGCCAAUGGCGUUGCAAUUCUCACCGGAAACCCUACAGUGGUUGUGCCGCAGUCCUUUGACGACGCAAUCUGGAGAGUUGGUGGUUGCGCUGCCGUAGGUCUCAAGCUUGUUGAGCUUGCCCAGACCAGAGCCGCUUUGGUGGCAGCUGUACAGAUUAUCUUUGAAUCUGUCCAAGACAACUGGAGAAACAGUGAAGCCAUGGAAAGAGAACAUGGAUUUGCUGUCUUGACUGGCUUGCUCCGUGACAAAAUGGGCUUGGGAUCAGUCUUUGCGAAAUCAACAACAGGGCCCAUCAAUGAUCCGGAUCUCGAGACGCUAUCUUACGAACUUUUACAAAUUGUCUUGCGCUUUGUGGGUUACCACGAGGUCAGGCCCCAGGAGUCGAAGAUAAUCAACCCUCUCGCUUACAGGGCGCUUCUAAUCGAUUUCGAUUUAUGGAGAAAAUGCUCGACAGACACACAAACCCUUUACUACCGUCAGUUUGAAGUUUUCGCAAAAGACAGUAAAUAUCAUGUUUUCAACGCAAAACGGCUCACGAGAAUGCGCAUCAUCAAAAGAUUACUCGACGCCCUCAAAGGAGAAUCUUUCACAUAUGAGGUGUUUCCACACUUUAUCAACGCAUUCAAAGCCUUGUUAAAAUGCAGCGUUUCGUCUGAUAUUCUUCGUUCAACCGCUCUUUUCAUCACCUAUGCUCUUCAAGAAGGCCGCACUCUUGCUACUAGGCCAUUGCGCUCCAGCAGCAGUGUCCAGCAGAUGCGACAAGACUCCACCCCCCCACUCAUCACACGUUCCCGCGCCCCGUCUCUGCGUCCCGCAAGUCCCAAUUUGUUCGCUCAAGCUGGAAAGCUUCCGCGUCAAGAUUUGGCUGUCAAGGUUUUGGAAGCAUACGCAACGUUCCUUUGUGACGACGCCAGCUCCACGGAAAUCAAGCGCUUCGCCAAAACUGUUACGAACAAGUGGCUUGUGUAUCUCUUCGCCGAAAACGAACCGCGGGUUAUUGUACCGACGCUCAAAAUUCUUGCCCGCCUCCUAGUGGUUCAAGGUCCGCACUUUGUUAAGAAAUUCGCUCGAGAAGGAGGAUUCAUCAACCUCAAACAUCGAUUAAAAGCAUGGUGGAACGUCCCCCAAAUUUGGACCAUAUGCUUCGCCAUCUUAUUCGGGGCGGAUGUUGGCAAGAUAAAUUUUGAGCGUGACUUUGACCUUUAUAAUUUGACCGAUGCAUUCGGGGGUCAAGGCCAAGUCAACGUCAUCUAUCCGGAUGUUUUUCCGGUUAUGGUGACCAUGCUGGAGACUGGUCUCAGAACUAUUGUUCAGCAACAAGAAUCGGUAGAUAGUCCCCGCGCAAGCAAAGGUGAAAACGGUGCGGAGUCAAAGGAGGCUAGGUCCUUAACGCCAAACAUUGGCAGAAAGAGAUCAAUGUCCUUGGAGAGCGAGCUUGCUUCAAGAGCAGAACCAAAGAAGCAGCCAUCACGGGAGAGACUUGCAGAUUAUGCGGCAGUCCUCAACAGUGCCAUCCAAUUCUGUGCCGACCUGCACAUGAAAUCUGCGCACUUCCGGGAUUUCGAGGUUGUUUCGAACUAUGCACAGGAGCUUCUCUUCGUCCUGUAUCCGGUAAUCGUUACAUCUGACAGCGUCUCUGCAGAGACUGAGUUGCACUCACGGGGUUCUGGCCUCACUUUCGAGGGACAAGACGUGCUAAUCAACCCGCACUCAUCAUCCGGUGACCAAAGACCCUCUAUUGUGCGCACGACACCUGUUGAAGCGCCUCGCAGUCCGACAACAAAGAAGGCCACACCAUUACGUCGGGGUUCCUCAUUCGUACUGAUAAGUUCUGAUAAAGCCAAGUAUCCUGCUGCUGCCGCUCGACUGCAUACCAUCAUGUCGCCUAAGAAAGCCACAAAGGUAGAACUGAAGGUCGGUAAUGCUGUUGUCGAGGCUUUAUUAGAGCUCGUCAUAGGCGUUUUUCUCGAUCAGCUCCUUUACAGGAAAGACUUCACAGGUUUCGGACUCUUCUUGAAAGUACCUCCGGGCUUCCAAGAGCACCAAGCAUACUUUGAGUCCUAUGUGCUUCUGCACGCCAUGACAGCGGCUACAAAUGAGUUGCGACUUCACCAAGAUCUGCUUGCUGAGCCAAGAGUACUUACUAACCUCGCGCGUUAUGUCCUGCAUAUGGCUGAGGCUGUCUUUGAAGGCUGGUUUAUGAAUGGAGCUGAGGCUUUGCUUGAUUUUAUCGGCACAGUUCUGGACCACCUACAUCGUCCAGAUAUUGCUCAGCUGAAGAGCGUGAGACUCUGCACACAGGCCAUAUCAACCAUUCGUACCGUGUUUUUCCGCGUUGCGCUGCUCCGCUUAUCUGAGUUAGACGAGCCGGACACUGAAUUGGAAGCCGCAAUGUUUCUACAGAAAAUGGCCUACUGGCAGACCAUCAUCCUGUCACCAGAAAAUCUGGAAGGCAACUACCUUCGUCUUGUUUGUUAUCUACUCUACAACAAGCUCAUCUCUUCGGAUCAACGAGUUCGAUCAGCUGCUGCAGACUUUUGGCGCCUAAUGCUCGUACAGAAGCCCGAGGAGACGUCUCUUAUCCUCAAUCCGUCUAGCACCAGCAGUCACCGAAAGCUUUUCACAGACUUUAUGAGGCUGACAGAACUGGAUAAUGAAGCUUUCCUUGAAUGGGUUACCGAACAUCGCGGCGAGCUUGAUUACUUCUUUUUCGGCGCCAUGUCAAAAUCUUGGGAGGAUUUUGUCACCGAAGAAAAUCGCAAAACUGAAGACAGCGCCAAGAAUCGGGUCAAUAAGAGGAGAGAAAGACUGAAGCAAUGGCACUCCGAUGAAUCCACGGCAGACAACACAUGGCACCGCCACGAAAUCUCUACCACGCAUUGGAGAGCCAACAUCUUCGCUGCCGAGCGUUUGAAGCAUCAAAGGUCCCUUCAAGACCAGCAAGACAAUUUGGCCUUCCUUGCAGCAACAUUGGAAAAACUUGACCACACCCUGCGCGAGCCUUGCGCCCUCUUCAGCUCUAACGUUACCAGAAAAUGGCAACUUGAUGAGACUGAGGGGCGGAACCGCAUGAGAUUGCGAAUCUUGCCCGACAACUCCACUGGCCAGCAGGACUAUCAACCGAAACGAAAAGACUCUGAGACUGCGUCAAAGCUCAAAGUCUUCACAAAUGUUCCACAGGCUCCGUCUCCGAUGUCCGGUAAUGCCACUCCAUCAUCAGCACACCCAGAUGGCAGGAAUCGUUCUGUCAGCCAGUCGUCUGUAACAUCAAACGGCGAUGACGACUUUGAAAUGGUUGCCGACCCCAACGAGGGUGAAGACGGCUUCGAGGACAAGAACCGAAAAGUAAUGCGCUCGCUACAGCAAGGCGAUCAGGUGCAACAUGUCUUCAACGUCUCCCGUAUUGUUGGUCUGGAAGCUUGUGAAGGUCUGCUCAUUCUGGGGAAAGAUUCACUUUACCUCCUGGACAACUUCUUCCAAAGGUCUGACGGAGAAAUCAUCCGCGUCUGGCAAGCGCCUCCAGAAGAGCGUGACACGUAUGUGCAGAUGAUCUCUGGCAAGAAGGCUACAGAACGGAGACCACAGGCCGCAGACGGUGAACAGACAACGCGGCACUGGCAAUGGGCUGAAGUGAUCAGUAUCUCGAAAAGACGUUUCCUGUUCCGCGACGUUGCUAUCGAGAUCUUCUUCACGGACGGGCGAAGCUAUCUCCUCACGGCAAUAGCACCAAGGCUGCGAAAUGAGCUGCAUGCGAAGCUUUUGUCUAGAGCACCUCAUGUCAGCAGUCCGUCGGCGGCUCUGCAAUCAGAAGAUGCUUGGCGGCUAGAGUCUUUACGUACUCCGGAAGAGGCACAACCAACCCUGGGGUCGAAGUGGGCAAGUGUCUUCAACACCAUGACCUCUAAUCCUGCGACCAAGAGGUGGAUGAAAGGCGAAAUCUCCAACUUCCACUACCUCAUGCUUGUGAACACCAUGGCCGGCAGGACGUUCAAUGACCUCACGCAGUAUCCAGUAUUCCCGUGGGUGCUGGCCGACUACACUAGCGAAGAGUUGGACCUCGAUAAUCCCAAGACUUUCAGGGAUCUAUCAAAGCCCAUGGGUGCUCAGUCACUCUCGCGAGAGGCCGAGUUCAAGGACCGCUAUCAGACCUUCGCUGAAAUGAGCGAUGGUACGAGCCCGGCUUUCCAUUACGGCACUCACUACUCAUCUGCCAUGAUUGUUACUUCUUAUCUCAUCCGUCUGCAGCCAUUUGUCCAGUCAUAUCUCCUGCUUCAGGGUGGCAAUUUCGACCAUGCCGACCGGUUGUUCGACUCCAUCGAGAAGGCCUGGAACUCAGCAUCAAAGGACAACAUGACCGAUGUUCGCGAGUUGAUUCCAGAGUUUUACUACCUCCCGGAGUUCCUGAAGAAUAUGAACGGCUACAAUUUCGGCACAAAGCAAGGGUCGGGCGAAAAGAUUAACGACGUUGUCCUUCCUCCCUGGGCGAAGGGCGAUCCGGAAAUUUUUGUUACGAAGCACCGGGAGGCUUUGGAAAGCCCGUACGUCACCCAGCACCUCCACCAAUGGAUCGACCUCGUGUUUGGGUACAAGCAGCAGGGUGAGGCGGCAAUUGAGGCCACUAAUGUUUUCCAUUAUUUGUCCUAUCACGGAGCCAAGGACGUUGAUAACAUCGAGGACCCUGUUGAGCGUCUUGCCACGAUUGGAAUUAUUCACAACUUUGGCCAGACACCUCAUCAGGUGUUCCAGAAAUCUCACCCGGCCCGCGGCGAAACGUCUAAACACAAGAAGCUUGACAACUCGGCGGAGGGAUUGACGCGCCUACCGUUCACUCUUCUCGACUCCCGUGAUCGCGUGGCAGCCUUGACGUACAACACUAAGCAGGACCGUAUCCUUUGCUCGGCCGCCUUCAGGCUCAACAUCCCACCGACCUACGAAAGGUACAUGGAAUGGGGUUUCACAGAUGGCAGCGUCCGAUUCUAUGGUACGGACAACAAAAAACUGAUCGGCCUCUGGGAGCACCUCCACCAAGGCCAGAUCUCCUGUGCCACGUUUGUUGACAGCAAGACCUUGAUCACUGCUGGCACAGACUGCACGGUCUCGGUGUGGAACCUCGUCUCCACUUCCAAGUCGAUUGACCUUAUCCCCAAGGUCUGCUUCUUUGGUCACCGGAAGCCAGUCACUGUGCUAGCGACAUCUCGAGCGUUCAGUACAUUCCUCUCGGCGUCAGCAGAUGGGUCCGUCUUCCUGUGGGAUCUCAAUAGGUCAGAGUUCGUACGCAGGAUUGACGCCGGCCCUGAACCCGUACGAUGUGCGCGUAUCAACAAUGUCAACGGCCAUGUCUUGCUCUGCGCAAGGUCGAGAUUGAUGCUGUUCACACUGAACGGGCGCCUUUUGGUCAACCAGGAGGUUUGCGACACCAGUGACGCGGAGGACGUCAUCCAUUCAUGUGCUUUCUACGAGGGCGUUGGUAACGAAUGGCUGGAGCGUGAACUAAUCUUCACCGGACACCGCAAGGGUGUUGUCAACAUCUGGAACAAGGCUCUCACAUCAUCCGGCGAAUGGCGACUCGACCUCGUCAAACGCCUCAACCACAUCGACAGCAACCGCGAGGACGGCAGCAACAUCCCCACGGCUAUUACAUACAUCCUUCCCUUAGCACAGACGGUGUACACAGGCGACGACGACGGCAAAGUUUACGAGUGGGAUUGCGUACAGCGGCAUAGCGGAUCAUAGGAGGGCAGGUGGGUAGAGGCGAGCAGCUGAGAUAAAAGAGCAUUUCAGGGCGCAGGCAUGCUAGAACGAUGUUGUUGGGGGAGCAUGAGCAUGAAGGGGUGUUGUUGGCUGUUGAGAUUUUUUUGUCGUUUUUGUUUCCUUUCUUUGGCGCGCGGGAGGAAUCGUUGUUGUUGGGGCAGAGUCAGUCAGUCAGUCAGUCGGCCGGUAUCUGCUAUAGCGGGUUUCGUGGUAGGAAUAUUACUUCUGUCUGAUGCAUGGUUUGGGCUGUGUGUUCUUGGGUGGAUUGUUUGUGAGAUCUUGGUAUGCUGCCAGGCGGUGACGUGGCAUUGUGUCCUCUGCCUUUCGCCAUGCCGACACUUAUCCUUGAAGGAUUCUUUACUGAAGCUUUAGGCGUGCUCUACGCGGUGCAGCUAUGCCAUUGUGGGUG
This is a messenger RNA of Aplosporella prunicola CBS 121167, 8467 nucleotides long. RefSeq lists its product as uncharacterized. Lineage: Eukaryota; Fungi; Ascomycota; Dothideomycetes; Botryosphaeriales; Aplosporellaceae. Gene Ontology annotation, molecular function: protein binding. The record is from RefSeq and is a predicted model, not a curated record. The transcript is spliced from 6 exons. Bases 208 to 8040 code for a protein of 2610 amino acids.